Molecule: messenger RNA, 2965 nt
Organism: Propithecus coquereli (Coquerel's sifaka)
Lineage: Eukaryota; Metazoa; Chordata; Mammalia; Primates; Indriidae
Gene: ADGRF1
Product: adhesion G protein-coupled receptor F1
Exons: 14
Coding region: 1-2823 (940 amino acids)
Biological process (GO): synapse assembly; adenylate cyclase-activating G protein-coupled receptor signaling pathway; cell surface receptor signaling pathway
Cellular component (GO): plasma membrane
Molecular function (GO): G protein-coupled receptor activity
Source: RefSeq, a predicted model, not a curated record
AUGUCUGUGGUCAUGCUUGUCCUGUCGCGAAUGCCCUCUCCCUUCUUUCUAGAUAAGCAGACAGAACGCCAGGCAGUGCUGGGGGGAUGGCAGCCUUUGUAUGAGGUUGACAGCACCCGCAGGAGGCAAGUUGGAGUGCUGUGUUUCAUCUCCUUCUUCACGGUCACUGGGGGUCACCAUGCCUUCCUGGGGAGAAAUGAUGGCAUCAAAACAAAGAGAGAACUCAUUGUGAAUAAGACAAAUCAUCUAGCCCCAGUCCAGGAAUAUGAGCUGCUGCUUCAGGUGACCUAUAGAGAUUCCGAGGAGAAAAGAGACUUGAAGAAUUUUCUGAAGCUCUUGAAGCCUCCAUCACCAUGGUUACAUGGGCCCACGAAGAUUAUCAGAGCGAAGGCCACCACACACUGCAGCAGCCUGAAUGGAGACCUGCAGUGUGCCUGUGAAGACGGCUACACCUGGUUCCCCCACUCCUGCCUCGACCCCCAGAACUGCUACCUUCACAUGGCUGGAUCACCCCCGAGUUGUGAAUGUCAUCUCAGCAACCUCAGCCAGAGUGUCAAUUUCUGCGAGAGAACAAUGAAUGAUGGGGUGAGUCAAAUAACAUGGACUCCGGGACAGGAAGAACUUCAAAAAGAUUCCCCAAAGACUGCUCUGGUUAUGUUGAAACUCCAGAUUUUGGUGGAGCUGAGCGAAGAUCAUUACAGGGAUGGAAGCAUCAUUGCCGGGUAUGAAGUUGUCGGUUCCAGCAGUGCAUCCGAGUUGCUGUCAGCCAUUGAACAGGUGGCUGAGGAGGCCAAAGCAGAUCUUCGCGAGCUGUUUCCAAUAGAAGACAGCUCUUUCAGAGUAUUCAGGAAAGCCCUGUGUAACAGCAAUAUCUUUGGAUUUGGGUCUAAGGAUGAUGAGUAUACCCUGCCCUGUAGCAGUGGCUACACUGGAAACAUCACAGCCAGGUGCCAGCUCUCUGGGUGGCAGAUCAUCAGGGAGACUUGUGUGCUCCUUCAGCUGCAAGAACUGGAGGAGAAUUUCAACAUGUUUGCAAGCAAUGCCACUGAGGCAGCUGUGUCAUCCGUGGUGCAAAAUCUUGCAGUCAUCGUUGAGCAAAGCCCAUCAACCACAGUUGGGAAUCUGGCUUCGGUGGUGUCAAUUCUGGGCAGUAUUUCAUCCCUGUCACUGGCAGGCCGUUUCAGGGUGUCCAAUUCAACAAUGGAGGAAGUCAUCAAUAUAGCUGACCAUAUCCUUGAUUCAGCCUCAGUUAGCAACUGGACAGUCUUACUGCAAGCAAGAAAGCAUGCCAGCUCACAGUUACUAGAGACACUGGAAAACAUCAGCAGUUUGGUGCCUCCGGAAGCCCUGCCCCUGAAUUUUUCUGGGAAAUUCAUUAACUGGCAAGGGAUUCCAGUGACCAAAAGCCAACUUAAAAAUGGUUACAACUAUCAGAUUGAAAUGUUUCCCCCAAAUACCUCCAUUCCCAUCAGAGGCCACGUGUCAAUUGGGUCAGACCAAUUCCAGAAGUCCCUUCCAGAAACCAUCAUCAGCAUGGCCUCGUUGACCCUGGGGAACAUUCUACCCAUUACCAGAAAUGAAAAUGCUCAGGUCAACGGGCCUGUGGUAUCCACGGUUAUCCAAAACUAUUUCAUAAAUGAAAUUUUCCUGACUUUUUCCAAGAUACAGUCAAACCUGAGCCAGCCUCAUUGUGUGUUUUGGGAUUUCAGUUAUUUGCAGUGGAACAAUGCAGGCUGCCACCUGGUGAAUGAAACUCCAGACACCGUGAUGUGCCGAUGUACUCACCUGACCUCCUUCUCUGUGCUGAUGUCACCCUUUGUCCCCCCUGCUGUUGUUCCUGUUGUAACUUGGAUCACCUACAUGGGACUGGGUAUCUCCAUUGGAAGCCUCAUCUUGUGCCUCGUCAUUGAGGCUCUGUUUUGGAAGCACAUCAAGAAAAGCCAAACCUCACAUACACGUCAUAUUUGCAUGGUGAACACCGCCCUGUCCCUCUUGAUUGCUGAUGUUUGGUUUAUUAUUGCUGCCACUGUGGACACCAAGGUGGACCCUCCUGGAAUCUGCACAGCUGCAGUGUUCUUCACGCACUUUUUCUACCUCUCUUUGUUCUUCUGGAUGCUCAUGCUCGGCCUCCUGCUGGCUUACCGGAUCAUCUUCGUGUUCCAUCACACUACCCUGCCUCUGAUGAUGGCUGUGGGGUUCUGCCUGGGCUAUGGGUGCCCUCUCAUUAUCUCUGUCAUCACCGUUGCCAUCACACAGCCUAGCAAUAGCUACAGAAGGAAAGAUGUGUGUUGGCUUAACUGGUCCGAUGGAAGCAAACCUCUCCUGGCUUUUGUUGUCCCUGCAUUGACUAUUGUGGCUGUGAAUUUGGCCGUGGUGCUGCUAGUUCUCAGGAAGCUCUGGAGACCAGCUGUUGGAGAGAGACUGAGCCAGGACGACAAGGCCACUGCUUUCCGUAUGGGGAAGAGCCUCCUCAUCCUGACCCCUCUGCUAGGGCUUACCUGGGGCUUUGGUAUAGGAACAAUGGUGGACAGCCAGAACCUGGCUUGGCAUGUUAUUUUUGCUUUACUCAAUGCAUUCCAGGGGUUUUUCAUCUUAUGUUUUGGAAUACUCUUGGAUAGUAAGCUGCGACAACUUCUAUUCAAUAAGUUGUCUCCCUUAAGUUCUUGGAAGCAAACAGCAAAGCAAAACUCGUCAGAUUUAUCUGCCAAACCCAAAUUCUCAAAGCCUUUCAACCCACUGAAAAGACAAGGCAAUUAUGCACUUUCCCAUACUGGAGAUUCCUCCAACGAUAUCAUACUAACUCAAUUUUCAUCAACUGAAUAAGACAAGCAACCAUAAAAUCAAGGAAAAAACUUUGGAACAACCUGACAUUUAGAGCUAAAUGUCAGUGAAGAAACUAUGCUCAGUAUUAGAUGGGAUUUUGAUUUAGGAGUCUAGAAAUAAAACAAGGAGAUUUCAGCGGCUU